Molecule: messenger RNA, 1834 nt
Organism: Sesamum indicum (sesame)
Lineage: Eukaryota; Viridiplantae; Streptophyta; Magnoliopsida; Lamiales; Pedaliaceae
Source: RefSeq, a predicted model, not a curated record
AAAAAACGAUUAGAAUUGAAAGCAUACCAAAAUUACAGCUCUGCCAUUUUGUAUGGCGACGGCGCUAGUGUCCUACAAGGGUUCCUUUUCUUGGGGACAUUCUUAAAAUGUCGGAGAACCCUGAAUAGACAACUGAGCCUUGCACACUCGUUGGCUUGGGAAGCUUGAAUUUUCCAGGAUGAGUGCACUUGUUCGCAAAAAUCUCACCUGUUUAGUUUGGAAGAACAUUGCGUAUGGACGCAAAUCCCAUGUUUCUUCCUCUCAUUCUCUGCUUUAUUUCUGUACCUCUACUGAUGGGCAGCCUCUAAGCGACGUUUCUGUCUCUGAUUUCUUGUUGCAUAAGCACAACUUUUCUCCUGAAGUGGUUUCCAAGGUUGCCUCAGUUUUGGCUCGGCUUAAAAACCCAGAAGAAUCUAAUUCAAUACUCUCAUACCUCAAAGAGAGUGGCUUUUCACAUACCCAAUUAGAGAAAAUUGUGAAGUAUAGGCCUCGGUUCCUCUUGGCUAGACUUGAUGACAGCAUCAAGCCGAAAAUCAAGAUUUUCCAAGACUUGGGCCUUUCUUCCGAUGAAAUUGCCAAGGCGAUCUCAAGUAAUCCAGCGAUUUUGCAUUUAAGCGCCAAGAACAACAUCAUUCCCUCAUUAUCUGUGUUAAAGAGAUUGGUGGGAUCUAAUCGUGAAGUGGCGAAGCUUCUGAAGUUAUCCGCGUGGUUCGUGACAUCGGAUUUGGAGAAAACCAUGGUGCCCAAUGUCGAAUUCUUGAAGAGCUGUGGCGUACCUAUGGAGCGUAUCAAUAUGCUCAUUUAUAAUUACCCGAGGUGUCUCUUGCUCCAUCCAGAAAUUAUAAGGCAAUCUGUAAGUAAGGCUGAGAAACUGGGGAUGGAUCGAAAAUCAAAAAUGUUUAUUUAUGCUGUUCGAAUUAUAGCUUCAAUGAGCCAGGAGACUUGGGAAUUCAAGAUGCAAGCUUUCCGGGAUUUGGGGUUUUCAGAAAGCGAUAUAUUGGCAAUGUUUAAGAAGGCGCCAUCUUUGUUUUCUGGAUCCAUGGAGAAAAUAAGGAAUGUAAAAGAGGUUCUACUUGCCACUGGGAAGAUCAGUAUGUCCUGUAUUGUCAAGAACCCGAUGUCACUUGCAUGCAGCAUUGAAAAGAGGUAUAAGCCACGGCUGCGAAUUUUGGAAAUGUUGGAAAGCAGGAAUCUAAUUGAAAAUUGGCCUAGUCUUGGAACAAUUUACACGUAUACAGAUGACAAAUUUUUCAAUAAAUAUAUCCCUAAGUUGGCGAAGGAUACAGCACAGAAUGUCUUGUUAGGGGAAAGAGAGACAUGCGGCUUGAAGCAUCUGCUUAAAGAACUGGAAUGAAGUAGUAGUCAUUAGGUCAAUCAACAAGUGAACGUCGGGACUCUGGUCGUUAGUGUUGUGCUGCCUUUUGGAAAGAUGACUAAUAUAAUAGGUACCUUGCUUAUUAACACUUUAAGUUCAUAAUGAUUCUCUAUGAUUCAUCUUUGAAAGCUGGUUUCACCCUUUUCUUUUGUCGUGUCUUUGGAGCAUUUUUUGCAUCCUGGAUAUUGUUGUAUUUUUAUCAUUUUGAAGCACGUUCCAAUGCGAAGUUUGCAUUGCCAACUUCAUGUCAUGAGACGUGUUUUGUCCAGCCAUUUGAGUUAUGUUUCCCUUUCUACUAGAGAUCUUAGAUCUUGGACUAUGGUAGGGAAAACAUUGAAUAAUCUUGCCUCACUCCGGAAGGAUACAGUUUUAUGCUGUAUAUUUUAGUACUUUUCCUGUUUCUAUUCCGCAGUAGGAUCUAUUGCCAUGGCCAUUGUAAUUGUGGUUAAUAUUUCUUUU